AUGGCCUUCAAAGCAGUAGUUUUAGUCGGAGGACCGCAGAAAGGUACUCGCUUCCGUCCACUCUCUUUACAAUGUCCGAAACCAUUCUUCCCAAUAGCAGGAGUCCCUCUUGUAGAACAUCACAUAGAUCUUUUGAGCCAGCUUCCUGGUUUAUCUGAAAUUCUAAUUAUCGGUUUUUAUAACUCCAAUGAAUUUACUGAGUUUAUUGAUAGAUGUCAGAAAGUAUACCGAAUAUCGAUAAAGUAUCUACAAGAGUCUCAGCCUUUAGGGACGGGUGGUGGUUUGGUACAUUUUCGUGAUGUGCUUCUUGCUGGGAAUCCUGAAGCUAUUUUCGUUUUUAACGUGGAUGUGUGCGGGGAUUUACCCGUGGCGAAAAUGUGUGACCGCAUGAAAUCUUUACCCGAAUCGAGCGUGCUUUUGUUGACAACUGAGGCUACUAGAGAACAGAGCAUAAACUUCGGAUCUGUAGUGGUUGACAGUGAAGGAAAAGUUCUGCAUUAUGUUAACAAGCCCGAUACAUUUGUUUCAACAUACAUAUCCUGCGGGGUAUAUCUGUUCAAAACGGAUGUCCUUAAGAAUUUGUGUGGUGACAGUCAGACCGGUAGCUUGUGGCUUGAGAAAGAUCUUUUCCCUCAGCUGGCCUCUUCUGAAAAGUUAUUCACCCUGCACACGAAUACAUGGUGGAGUCAAACCAAAACUCCUGCUGCUGUUCUUUACGCGAAUAGACAUUAUCUACGACUAUAUAACAAGCGAUAUGCUGCAAGAUUAUGUAGAGGCGGAGCAGAUAUAAUAGGCGACGUUUUCAUUGAUCCCAGUGCAAAAGUUGAUCCAUCUGCCAGAAUUGGGCCGAAUGUUAGUAUUGGUCCACAAGCCAAAAUAGGAAAAGGCGUCCGAAUCAAGGAGUCUAUUAUCCUAUCCGGAGCAGUUAUUCAUGAACAUGCAUGUGUAUUGCACUCGGUCAUAGGGUGGAGAUCAGAAGUUGGAGAGUGGGCUAGAAUAGAAGGUAUUCCAUUAGCUCCUAAUCCAAACGUACCUUUUGCAAAACUUGAAAAUAAGCCUCUUUUCCUCUCAGAUGGUAGGUUGACUCCAUCGGUCACUGUUGUUGCCAAUGAUGUCAGCAUAGCACCAGAAACUAUAAUUUUAAACUGCGUUGUUUUGCCAUUCAAGGAACUCACUUGUAGCUACAAAAAUCAGAUAAUUCUUUAA
This is a messenger RNA of Auanema sp. JU1783, 1206 nucleotides long. The record is from the annotation of a GenBank genome assembly. Lineage: Eukaryota; Metazoa; Nematoda; Chromadorea; Rhabditida; Rhabditidae.